Falco peregrinus (peregrine falcon) is the source of this 1363-nucleotide messenger RNA. Its product is annotated as MARVEL domain-containing protein 3-like. Gene Ontology annotation, cellular component: membrane. The coding region runs from base 197 to 1192 and encodes 331 amino acids. The transcript has 4 exons. NCBI's taxonomy places the organism in Eukaryota, Metazoa, Chordata, Aves, Falconiformes, Falconidae. The record is from RefSeq and is a predicted model, not a curated record.
GGCACUGCCUCUUUGUUAGCUGUAAACAAACAUUAAUUUAUUCCUUCAGUGACACCCUAACAGAGCGAAAUCGUUAAGCAAGUCCUCAGCGUGAGCAGCCAGCGUUGGUUCGACUGCAGGCCCUUCCCCUGUAACGAAGGGCUGUGGCGAGGGCAGGAAGUUAUUGUGGAAAGAAAGAAUACAUGUAAGAAACAGGAUGUCUCAUGCCGGGAGACGAUACCAAGAUAAGCAACAUGGGCACCGUGAGAACCAUGGAUCUGAUAGAUAUGAGGAAGACAGAAAAGUGAGAAAACCAUACCUGUACAAUGGAAGAUCAACAGAAGACAUCCGAGGUGGCCAGCACUCAAGAAAUUCUACUGUUUGCUCAGACUCUUACUCUAAAACCUCAAGAGCAGCAUGGGAAUAUUUUGGCCCACCACCAGAGUGUUAUCCUCCCAAGGAAACCUUCUCAAUGAAGUGUUCAAAGGUAUGCACAACAAGAGGCAUUUUGAAGUUUGUGGAGAUCACAGUUAACCUCCUGGUGCUGAUCUGUGUGGGUGCUGCCCAAGCCUCUGUUGCAGGCUUCACAUCCCUUGGCGGCUUUGGUAUCGGCUCCUUCAGCCUGAAUUCUGCCUAUAGCCCCUUUGAGGGUACGGAGCUCAAGGAGGUGAGGGAGCUAGACAUGCAGUUCACCCAGAUGAGAGCCCCUUGCGUCUACGGUGGAGUAGCCUUCAGCUUAACAGCAGCAGCACUUACCCUUGUCUUCCUUGUCGUGGGGGCAAAACCCAUCCAGCAGCUCAGGACUGGGCUGCUGGCAGGCGAAUGUGCCUUCAACCUGCUGGCUGGCGUGGCGUACAUCGCAGCGGUCGGCCUCUACCUGCAUUUUGUCAGCGAGGUGAACUCCACAGAAGUUUGCAAGAGGCGUGAGAGGCUGUAUGCGCGCCGUGGUUAUACCUCCAUGAACUGUGUGGUCCAGGGCGGUGACGCAGCUGUCGGCCUUUUUGGUGUCGCUGCUGCAUGUUUGUACUUCGCCAGCUUUGUGGUCUGCAUCCUUGCUAUCCGAACUGUCCGGGCCUUCCAGAGCCACGCAGCCAAGGCUCAGCACAGCCCCAAAAGUAGCAUUCGAGACAGAAGCAUCGGAAACCACCACCGUGCUAUCCACUGCACCCCUGAAAGCUCCCACAACAUCCAGGCUUUUGCUACGUUAGUGUGAAGUCAGCUGUGGGACUGUGCCAGACAGCUGGAGCUUCAGCAAGGGAUGGACACUGGGUGUUGCAUGCUAAACAGGUGACCAGUCCGGAAUGUAUUUUCCUACAAGGUGUUGAAUUGUCUAUCAAAUCACCAAGCGUAACAACACUGCUGUAACAUGAUGUAAUAAAAUUUA